Megalobrama amblycephala (Wuchang bream) is the source of this 1696-nucleotide messenger RNA. It is a transcript of the gene slc39a3, whose product is annotated as solute carrier family 39 member 3. The transcript has 4 exons. Lineage: Eukaryota; Metazoa; Chordata; Actinopteri; Cypriniformes; Xenocyprididae. The record is from RefSeq and is a predicted model, not a curated record. Gene Ontology annotation, cellular component: plasma membrane. Gene Ontology annotation, biological process: zinc ion transmembrane transport. Gene Ontology annotation, molecular function: zinc ion transmembrane transporter activity. The coding region runs from base 438 to 1421 and encodes 327 amino acids.
CAGUGACUCAUAUUGAUUCAUGUUUCGCAAAUGAUUCACUCUUUUGUGCCGGAUCUUUUUAGUGUGAAUUGGAUGCAACGGCCAGGCAACUGACUCGUCCACUGAAUCGUUCACUGAAAUGAAUCAGAUUCAGAACACGUCGUGACUCACCGCCCGCUUCCCGAAAACAGGAACAGAAGUGCAGCCUGUACUGGAACAAACCUCAGCAAACACACGAUUACCGCUCGAGUGAUGUUCAUUUAACAUAAUCAAUACGAACAAAACACAGAUCGAGAAGAAAGUGAGAAUGUUGAUGUGCGAAUAACUGUAUUCGCGUUCGCUUGUGAUUCAGUCUCGUUUAGUUUUUGUUUGAAUAAGAAGUUUGUUCUCCAACACAAAACUCAAAUAAUCUGCUUCAGUUCUUUGUGUAUUGGUGUGAUGUAGAGACCGUGACGAAGAUGACGAUGAUGAUGAUGGAGUCGGACCGGGUCUCGUCAGCUGUGUCUGCUGGGCUCCAGAUCAAGAUACUGAUGCUGACGCUGAUGCUGUGCUUCAGUCUGCUGUGUGGCUUCGGCCCGCUGUGUGUGAUGAGACGAGCCGCGCGCUGCAGCUCUGAGACAGGUGUUCGACACAGACUUCUGAGUCUGGCCUCGUGUCUGUCCUGCGGCGUGUUUCUGUCCUCCUGUCUGCUGGAGCUGCUGCCCGACUAUCUGAACGACGCCAGACAGACCUUCAGCCGGCUCGGCCUCACUCUUCAUUUCCCGCUGGCCGAGUUCAUUCUGGCCAUGGGCUUCCUGGUGGUGUUUGUGGUGGAGCAGAUGCUGCUGGCGUUCAGAGAGCAGACGGGCGACGUCUCUCACGAGAAGCAGGCGCUGAUGGACUCUCACAUCCAGUGUCACGAUAAAGACGCUCUCAGUCGUUCCCAGCAGCGCUGGAGGCGUCUCUCCUGGACGGACGGAUCCGGCUGUGCGGAGGACGGGAAGUGUCAUGUGGGUCUGCGUGUGUUCCUGCUGUCGUUCUGUGUGUGUGUGCGGGCUCUGCUGGAGGGUCUGAGCGUCGGAUCGCAGCAGGAUCCAGAGCGCCUCCUGCAGACGUGUGGAGCGCUGCUUCUGCACAACGGAAUCGUGGCGUUCGGUCUCGCCGCGCGGCUGAGCCAGUACGGUCUGCGCCGGGGCGUGGCGUCCGGCUGUCUGCUGCUCUUCUCCGUCACGUGUCCGGCUGGGAUCGGGAUGGGUCUGGCGCUGGUCGGGAUGAAUCCGAGCGCUCAGGUUCAGCUGGUCCGCUGCGCCGUCGAGGGUCUGACGUCUGGGAUCUUCAUCAACGUCUCCGUCGGUGGAUUGCUGUGGCAGGAGUCGUGCUCUCCGAAGCAUCGCGUCCAUAAAGUCGCUUUCCUGCUGACCGGAUUUGCUCUGAUCACUGCCGUUCAGUUCAGUAAAGUCUAAACACACAUUUCAAUAAUAAUCAGAAAGAUAUUUUUUACAUUUUCUGUUGUUUGCUUUAGUUUGAGUGCUGCAGUAUUAUGAUCAGACUACAGUUAUCAUCAUAAUCGCCUUUAUUCUGUAAUUAUGUGCAACUUUACAUACAAACACACGUCUGUAUUAUCAGAUGAACGUCAGUAUGAUUCACGCACCUGAUCACAUGACAGAUGUGAUCAAACACUGGUGUGUAAAAUCAAUAAAUGCCAGAUGAUGAGACACACUGCGUUUGACAGACACAA